This is a messenger RNA of Acanthoscelides obtectus, 4923 nucleotides long. NCBI's taxonomy places the organism in Eukaryota, Metazoa, Arthropoda, Insecta, Coleoptera, Chrysomelidae. The record is from the annotation of a GenBank genome assembly.
GGUAGAGGACUCGUUUUCUCAAAAUCCUUUUUACACAGACCGUCGACAUUGUAGUUGUAUUUUUCGGCACUAACUAUGUUUUAUAUCGAAGAUCUACACAGGUAAACACAUAUCACAAGCCCAUGACAUGCAAGUUGCCGUACUGACAGUGACAAGCAUAUAAAUGAGAAAAUCCGAUUCAUCUGGCAACACGGCUUCAGCUACGGUCUUUGACGACUACUCCAGCGUCCUCUGGCGGUCGCGGUGCCGAACGAAUCAGUCAUGGACGAGGUUAUGUCGCGACAACUAUCGUAGUCCGCAAAAGAAGAGAAAUAUCCCGAAAUCAAUGGUCGACGAUCAUGGCUGAGGAGCUGUUAGUGGUACUAAACCGUAGCGAACACUCUGGAUUCGGUUUCAGCCUCCUCGGCGAGCCUGGUUUGCCUCCCAUCAUCUAUAAUAUCCUGGAGGAUUCGCCAGCUGCAGAAAGCGGAGAGGUUCAGGUUGGGGAUGUAAUAUUAAAAGUAAAUGAAACUGAUGUCUUAAGAUAUAGCACUAAAGAAGUUUUAAAAUGCCUAAGGUUAUCAACUGAUCCUGUCACACUUAAAAUCAAACGCGAUCCGAAGAUCAAAGCAUCCGUAUGCAAGCACCUGCUGAACUCCGUGGGCGGCGCCCCGGUUCCAGCAGCGGGUAUCGGGGGCGGCGGGGGUGACAGCGGGGUGGUCACCCCCGAGAAGCCCCCCAGCAAGAUCCCGGUGGCUAUACAUUCAAACCUGAGGCCGGAGCCAGCGGUGCAUCGGCCGACGUUCAAUAACAAUCAAUCGCCGUUGCAACAGCGACAUCUGGUGGAAGGCACUACGAACGGAAGCUGUACAGAACAGGAGCCACAAGUGAUCAACAACCAGCAACAGAAGUGCCGACAGCUAGAGAAGAACGAGCGGUUACAAUGGCAACCAUUGUCGUCAAAUGAAGUGAACAACACGAAACCCGUCUCGCAACAGCAACCCAAAUUCGAAGCGUACAUGAUGACAGGGGAGCACAUACUCAACAUAUCCAGGAUUCCCCAGACCACGGCGGCCAUACUACCUAAACAACAGAAAAAAGCGGACAACCCUCGGUACCACAACAGCCACACGCACCACAUGCGGGGCGCACCACCCCCAUUCACAGCACAGCACAACUCGCUGCCCAACAGCCCGAACGAGCGGGACCUUGGGCAUCGGGGGGCGGGGGCUACCACAGGCGGGGGCAGGCACUCGGCGGCCGCGUCGCCCAUAGUGACUGCCCGGAGAGCCACUGAGCACCAGCAGGCGGGUACUGCGCCGCCCGCAGCAGGGCAGCAACCGCCUCCGGGGGCAGCGGACGGAUACAACUACGUGAGGACUAGCAGGUCGGAGGACCAGUUGCAGGGGCAAAAUGAUCUGUGCAGCGUGAGUGUAGCAAACUCUGAAGCAGACGAGGAUGUAACCAGCUCCCUGAACACCCUGUUGGACACACGGCCUGACUCUGCGGGAUGCAGUGACAGCGACCGCAUCGUCUGGACGUACAAUGCACCGAUCUCUGAUCAACACAAAUUCGCCGCACAUGCGCUCUCGAAUGGCAGCAGUUCCUCGCACAGCAACGUUUCCCCCACGUCUUCGUCGCCGAUGCACAGCGGGUCUCCGGCAUCUCCGACGUCCGUAUCAUCUUCGGUGAUGUCCGGCCAUUCUGUGGGCUCGAGCAAAGGGAGACCGGCCACCUCCACGGGAGGGUAUUCCGCAACGGGGGGCAGCUUCACAAACGGCCCCCCGUCACAGCCGGUAACAUUAGAGUAUAGCGUCUCGGAAGCGAUAUCGAAUAUUUCCAGUCCGGACUACAGGGACGAUGAUGACAGCGUGAUGCGCGACUGCGUGAUGGAGAUCAGUGAUCACAGUGACAGUGAUAGCACGUUGCUAGUCUCCGAACCUAGACAGAACAAGCGGGGUAGCAGCGGAAGCAAAGAGGACCAUCGGAUUGUGAUACAGGUGAAAGGGCCCCACAACAGUGUCGGUGCCGGGGGUGACAAAGACAGCAGGGGGUUCGGAUUCGCUUCAGCUACUAGUACUCAGGGCAAUCAGGAUCAAGAUCUGCUAGAAACUGAGGACGAAUGCGGUCGGGAGUUAGCCGGCAGCAAUAACAACAGAUCGUCGCCAUUGUCUUCCGAGGACGAAAGUGACGUGGAGAGCUUGCACAGCUUCCACUAUUCACCGAAAGCGGUCGACAUGCCGUCGGCCAUACGAUUGGCCAAACGGCUGUACAGUCUCGAUGGUUUCAAGAAGUCGGACGUAUCUCGACAUCUCAGUAAAAACAAUGAUUUCAGCAGGGCUGUGGCAGAGGAAUACUUGAAGUAUUUCGAUUUCGAAAAGGACACGUUAGACAUAGCUUUAAGAAAGUUCCUUAAGCAGUUUUCUCUUACGGGGGAAACGCAGGAGAGGGAAAGGGUACUUGUACAUUUUUCUAAAAGGUACCUUGACUGCAAUCCCGGAUCUUUUAAUUCUCAAGAUGCGGUUCACACGUUAACAUGUGCCAUUAUGUUGCUCAACACUGAUCUACAUGGGCAGAACAUCGGCCGCAAAAUGACCUGUAACGAAUUUAUAGAAAAUUUGGCUGGUCUGAACGAGUGCGAAAAUUUCCCUAGGGAGGUUUUGAAGCAGCUGUACCACGCCAUCAAGAAUUAUCCUCUAGAGUGGGCACUUGAUGAGGAGAAUGAAGAUGGCAAUGUGCAGUCACAGAUGAGGAACAACGAUGUGAUCAACCUAGGUGGAAAUCCAUUCUUGGAUGUGCCAAUUUCCGCGAACGCCAUAGAAUACAAGAAAGGCUACGUGAUGCGAAAAUGCUGCUACGAGGCGAACGCUAAAAGAAGCGUCUGCUGUCUGUUUCUAGCGCCGUUCCACAAGCGCGGCUGGAAGAUGUUCUACUGCACGUUGCGCGACCUGGUGCUGUAUCUGCACAAGGACGAGAACGGCUUCCGGCGGAACCAGAUCGGAGGGGAUAACCUCCAUAACGCCAUUCGGAUACACCACGCGUUGGCCACCAAGGCUACGGAUUACACCAAGAAGCAGUACGUGUUCCGGUUGCAGACCGCAGAUCAAGCGGAGUACCUUUUUCAAACUAGUGAUUCUAAAGAACUGCAGUCGUGGAUAGACACGAUAAACUUCGUAUGUGCCAGUUUUUCGGCGCCACCACUGGAGGCAGCUGUAGGUUCACAGAAAAAAUUUCAAAGGCCGCUGUUGCCAUGUAGUCAUACCAAAUUGAAUCUGAGAGAACAAUUAACCGAUCAUGAGGAGAGAGUAAUGAGACUGGAAUCGAUGCUCGAAGAGCACCGCAGAAGCCCACCCGAAAAAGGGGCAAAGUCGCAGGUGGUACAGAAUUAUAAAGAGAAGGAAGUUUAUCUGAAUUAUGAGUUAAAAAGGUACCGCACGUACACAUACAUCCUGCGCACGAAGCUGUCCCAGUAUCUGGAGAUGGGGGCGACGGUAUCAGCCACGAUGGGGGCGGGUGCUUGCCCCCCUGCCAGCUUAGCCGAGGUGGACGAAGGGCUACAACCGAUGGCGGCGACUGUAGCGCAGCAUACCGUAGGUGGACCCGAAACGGAGGCAGAACAGCAGCCCAAGUCGUCGCCCACGUCGGCGGUGAAUAGGUACAGUUACAGGCAGGCGAUAUACAGCGGAGGCGGUGGUGGUCGGUAGAGGGGACGGGCACCUAAGGGAUUAGGGUGUUAACAGUUGUUGGUAGAAAGAUGUGGUGGGGUAUGAGUCUAUAUUAGACUAGAAAGUUGCCGGAUCUUGGGCAUGACAUGAAAACAUGUUUUCAAAUAGGCUACGGUCGUUAGUUUCCAAACGAUCGACGGUCUUAUGUAACUUGCGAUUCGUAUAAACUUAAUUAGUUGCUUCCAGACUUUGAUACAGAACCUAUGAUAUUAAGAUUUUUGAGGCAUUUGAUGGCGCGCGGGAACAAAACUAGUUCAGGCUGUCAAGUCAAUUUUUCUACUUAGUUGAAUGGGUAUCCGGCCUCAUAUUUUUUCAUUUCGCAGAAGUUUGACAAAUGAUCCAAACUACGAACCCUUUUAACAUUAUGACAUAACUCUUCGUGCACCUGUCGAUGCACAAAUAAUGCACUUAGUGCAAAACAUAUUGCAAUAUUUUUUUCAGUCGACAAUAUGUCCAGCAGAAUGCGUUAAUGGGAAAAAGUGCGUAAAUAGUGCAUCAUAGUGGAAAACCUCACUAGUCGUCAGUAAGUAUCAGUGCACUCAUUUUAUUUCAUUUAGCGACAUAAGACAGCGCGAAGCGCCAUCCACCACUAAAAUUGACCACUGCAAACAGUGAAUCAUUGCCAGCGGUUGGGACUGUAUAGAUCUCAGUCCGCGAAUUAGAGGCACAGUCGUCACUUAUCCGCUAGAUGGCGAUGAUUCUAGCGGGGUAGUAGCUGUUCAAUGGCAAGUAGACCACACCACAUAGAUGGUCUCCUUACCACUGAGCAUCUACUACACAACUAAAGGGUUUUCCAUUAAGGACUUGACAAAUGCAAACCAUUUGAGAUAUCUUGAAAAUUUUAUUAUUGGAUUGAAGUAUACUCAAAACAUUUAUGUAUGGAAUUUGACCUCGUUCAUAUGUCCACCACGGGCAUGUUCGCAGCGAUCGAUUCGUGAACCCAAUUUUCAAUGACUCGGCCACACAUUUCGACAGAAAUGGCCGCUAUUUCAAUAUUGGCUCUGAGCUCUAACGACGCCGGCUUGUUGGCAUAGACCAAUGAUUUAAUGUAGCCCCACAAAAAAAGUCUACCGUCAUCAUCCUAAAUAAUACGAUCUAGGCGGCCAUUGGACAGGUCCAUUUCUCGAUAUAACACGUUCAUCGAAUUUUGAUUCACGCACUGUAUGGCUUGCGGUACCGUUUUUGACCAAAUGACCAAAAAAUAACGUUGAAACAUGUC